UGUUAUUCGCGAUAGGUUGCGCACAAGAGGAAGACAUUUGUCAACCUAUUCCCAUAAAGUGAAACAUCUCUUUGAAAUGAACCGAAAAGGAUUGAGAAAUUCGACGCUUUGCAUAAAGAUGGAAUCAUACAGAAUUAAAUUCAAAAAACGACUGCCAAUAUAAAAUGAAACAGACAGUCGAAGAAAAUCAGUUGACGAGCUCAUCCUUUCGAGAACACAUCCACAAACAUGAACGUCUUCAUCUUCACGGUGUUAUGCUCGAUGACAUCAAUAGCGAUCGGUCAAGAUGACUCAGCUUGGCAGGAACCUGCUUCGGGACGUGAUUCAAAGGUCGAAUAUGGUCCCGCACCUGUUAGGGCUCCACCUUCUGAACCCAUCGUUGUCACCAUUCCCACCACUGCCAAAGCCACUGCUACCGCAUAUUCUGCUGCCCUAGUUCAAUCUGCCUCAGCAGGGCCAGUCAAGUUCCCGGAGCAGACAUCAGCACCAAAGCCCUUAAUGCCUUACAGUUUCGAAUAUGGAGUGAAUGAUGACGCGAUCGGCUUGGAUUUCGGACACAAGGAGAGCAGUGACGGUGCAAUCGUCACGGGGACGUAUUACGUUUUACUGCCCGACGGACGUAUGGAAACCGUCAAUUUCAAAGCUGAUGGCAAUGGAUACGUGGCAGAAGUUUCCUAUGAUGGAGAGGCCAAAUAUGAUGCUGUCCAAACUCAGCAAUUCAGUGGAAUUACAUCAGGUACUUCCGGACAGUUGCAAGCUUCGUCCAAUUCCGGUGCUUUAUCAACACCUGGUUCAUCCAAUCGUCCUCCACCACCGCCUUUCAUCCCUAGUGGUGCACCUAAAGAACCUACACCGCCUUUCAUCCCUAGUGGUGCACCUAAAGAACCCACACCGCCAGCCACUGUUCCAGUAAAAGCUCCACAAGUAUCCGUUCCAGUUUGGCCGGCUGUUAAUCCGCCGGUGAUCCCUAAGGCUCCUGUUGUUGGCCCUACUCCUUCUGUUGUUCCUGCCACUCCUGCUUUUGUUAAUGCCCCUCCUCCUGUUCCAGUGUAUGGUCCGGAUCCAGCUUCAAACUGGGCACCGGGUUCGUCUCAAUUAUCCCUGAGUGAAACGGGCGUUUUUCCGCUGAAAAAUCAGAGGCUCGUCUCCAUGUUUGACCGUGAAUAA
Messenger RNA from Daphnia magna, 1167 nucleotides. RefSeq names its product actin cytoskeleton-regulatory complex protein pan-1-like. The record is from RefSeq and is a predicted model, not a curated record. The coding region runs from base 229 to 1167 and encodes 312 amino acids. Gene Ontology annotation, cellular component: extracellular matrix. NCBI's taxonomy places the organism in Eukaryota, Metazoa, Arthropoda, Branchiopoda, Diplostraca, Daphniidae. The transcript is spliced from 5 exons.